ACUAGCCGCGUGCAACUGUCUAAUGAGGAAUAGUAGGUGACGAGAGAAAGGGAGAGGAGAAAUUAGUUAGAGGUGGGAUAGAAGGGAGACAACGAGAGGUACCUGCUGCAGGAGUGAGAAGUUGCGAAAGGAAGAAGGAAGAGAAAAGGGAACAACUAUACAGACAUUUAGUUGCCAGGAGAGAGCGCCGUUGGUGUAAGUGGAAAGUGCCGAUGGAAUCGUGGUACGGUCGGGAGACAUCUACGAUCGAUAAAGGCUUCAACACGGAACCGUUUGCGAAAGAAAUCGUAAUUGAAAAUUCGUCUCUCGUGCACUAACUUCGCGCGCAUUUAGAUAAUAUUGACACGUGCCGAUAUCGUCCGAUCGAUCGUUUUAUCUUUUAAACGUUUUUGUUAGAAGCGAUUAAUAUCGGAUACGGAUUUUAAAACGCCAUGUACCAUAAUGACCAAUCAGCUGCUUGGUAAACCAUCGUGAGACCUCGAAUCUGUCCACAGACGAAUGACAACAAAAGAGACUGAUAGAAGUCGCGCGCGCGAGAGAAAGAGAGAGAGAAAGACAGAGUGCGUUUUUUCACGACUUCCCGGAGGAUUUCUGGUUUUUUCCGUUCUGUUACACGCCGCGAAUAACGUCGCCUUGGUAGUGGUGAAAGUGUCGAAGAAUAUGAAGAGAAGAAAUGUCGAGUGCGGUAAGCUUCGGAGGCCCUUGAAACGUAACAAGCUCACCGAGGGGAUUUACGGAAGUACUUUGCUUUAUCUGAAGUUCCUUCUACUAUGGGCCAUGGUGAUUUUAGCAGAUUUCAUUCUAGAAUUCCGCUUUGAAUUUUUAUGGCCUUUUUGGCUUCUCCUCCGAAGUGUUUACGAUUCUUUUAAAUACCAAGGCUUGGCCUUUUCUGUGUUUUUUAUUUGUAUUGCACUUACAUCAGAUAUGAUUUGCUUCUUUUUCAUCCCUGUGCAUUGGCUGUUUUUUGCUGCCAGCACUUAUGUUUGGGUGCAGUAUGUUUGGCACACAGAUAAAGGAGUGUGUUUACCAACUGUGAUGCUGUGGCUAUUAUUUCUGUAUAUAGAAGCAGCAGUUCGGUUAAGAGAUUUGCGGCAUAUGCCAUUUCAUUUGGAUCUCUGUCGGCCAUUUGCAGCACAUUGCAUUGGCUAUCCUGUAGUUACAUUAGGUUUCGGUUUUAAGAGUUAUGUUGGUUAUAGAAUGAGACAGAGAAAACAAAAAGAUGUUGCAAAGGAAAAUGAGUUCUACCUGCAGUUGUUACAGCAGGCUCUUCCUGUAGAACAGCAGACAACAAGUUUGCAGCAAAUUCAGUCACAAGCACAGCAUGUUAAUGCAUCAUUAGAGCAACAUACAAGAGCACAAUCGCAAAGAUUAAAUUCACAAUAUAAUCCAAGUCCUGAAAAAAGCAAAGGAAACAAUACUUGUGUUGAAGCAAAUGUACAAAAUGGUGGAUUGCAAAAUGGUACACAGUUUAUGUUACAGACACAAAGUACUACUAUGAAAAGUAAUCAUAGAAAAUCUUUAGACAAAGGUGAAAAACAAGAAGACCAACACAAUAAACAUACCAUAACAAAUGUAUCACAGUCUGAUAAAAGUGAUAAAAGAUUUAUACAUACAAAUGGGUCUACAGUAUCACACAAUGAUGUGCAGUUUAUUGAAAGAGUCGGAUCAGUGAAUGAUUUUGAUGUAAAUGAAAUUGACAAAGACAAGUCAGUUAAAGGUGGAGCUUGUGGUCAUACAAAUGUAAGAUCACAGUCUAAUGGAUCAGUAACAGGAAAGUGGAAUAAUGUAAAAGAAAAUAGAGAUGCAUCUUCGACUGUUAAUGUUCAACGUGAACGUAAUACUCGUAAAAUCAAAAGUGCCACUGAUACUACAACUGAGCAACAGAAGCAACAGGAUGAAUAUUGUCAAAGGUUACUGGUGUGUCGCAGGCUCGAGGCAGAUAUUAAACGCUUGAAGUCAGAUUUACAAUCAAGUCGACAAGUGGAACAAGAGUUACGAUCACAAAUUAAUACACUAAUAAAUGGGGAACGUCAGGCAAAAGGAGAUAUUCAACAGCUUCAGCAUGAUAAUGAUCAAUUACAAAGCAAAUUGCAUGGAUUGGUAACAGCUAGACAAUUAGAUAAACAAACAAUGUCGUCACUAGAAAAGCGGAUUGCAGAAGAACGAAAACAGCGCACUGCUUGUGAGGCAUCCUUAGUUUCAGAAAGACGGGCACGGAGAGCUGCAGAGGAGGCACGUUCUGCUAUCCCACCGCCUCCACCGCCACUUGUUAGACAAGAAUGUACAGAUACAUGUAAGAGUAAAAGAUUGCAAAUGGAGCAAGAUCUUAAAAAUCUUCGGCGAGAAGUUAAAACAAAAGAAGAACGAUGUAAUGCACUUGAAAAAGAUGCAACUCGUUGUAAAGAAAAUCAAAGAGAGUCCGAGAUUUUGCUUGGAGCACUGAACGAAUUACAAGAAAAAACUAGACAUUUGGAAAACAGUUUGAGUGCAGAAACUCGAAUAAAACUAGAUUUGUUUUCAGCACUUGGAGAAGCAAAACGUCAGUUAGAAAUCAGAGAAAGUUUAAUAAGAUCUCAAGAAAAAGAAAUUGAAAUGCUCAAAGCAAAAAUAGCUCAGGACUUAGCUGUGAUGCCACAAGAUACAUUUGGUUCUGCACCAACUUGUGCAACGUCCAAACUUCGAUUAAAUAGUGAAGUACGAGUAACAGGAACAAAAAUACGUACGAACGAAAGCAGUUGUCCAGGUUGUACUGUGUCAAAUUUGGAUCCAAAUGCAACAGCAUACACGCCUAAGAGCUCCUUGGUAGCAUCUACUGAAGCUUAAAAACACACUUUUCUUGUUACAUCAAAGCCUACCAAUAGUAGGAUAAAAGCAUGUUUCUACUUUGUUUCUUCGUGGAAAUUUUUUUUUUUUUUGAGUUUCUCAUAAUAGUAAAUAUUAUAUAUCAAAUGUAUUCACAGUAAUACAACAAGUGGUUGUAAAAUUAUGAGUACUCCAUAUUCUAUAAACUUUUUUGUUAAACUUUUUGUAAUGCAAAUAUUUGUAUUUUUUUUUUUUUUGUUUUUUUGGUAAUAGUUUAGUUACAAAAGAAUUUGUUAAAUUUCGCAAGUAGAAAUUUUUUUUAUGCCUUCCAUAAGAAGCUUCAGAAACAUGUUUUAUAUCAUAUUAUCAUCAAGAAAAAUGUGGCGUUAUUUACAUUACUAAUGAUCAUAGGGCAUAACGAAUACUGGAUAUAUGAAUGUUGAAAAUCCAGUGAUAUCUUAACAUGUAACUCUUAUGCUGUAGAUUGAUCUUGCAAAUAUCAUGGCUUGAAUUGUUUAUUAAUUAUAAUAAUUAUUGAAAUGUUUAUACAUAAUAUAUUAAAUCGUGAUAUGGAAAGAUGGAAUUAGAACUAAUAUUUCAAGAAUCUUUAAUUAUUAUAAAAAUUACAACAUCAAUGCUUACUGAGAAGUUUUUAUUUUAAUUUUUUCUAAUAAAUUAACUUUCAAAUAAAGAUGAUUUUUCAUCAUGAUGUUGAAACUAAAUUUUUUUAUAGAAUUAUGAACGUUGAUAUUAAAUAUUUAUAAGAAAUUAAAUUAAUAAAUUUUUAUAGGUUUAAUACAGGUUUAGAAUGUAUACUAUAAAUGUAUAUUGAAUAUAUUGUAAAAAGAUAUUUCUUAGGAUAAUUUAAAUUUUUAAAUCUUUAUUGAAAUGUAACAGUUACAAGUUUGGUGUCUGCAAGCAAUCUUUCUACAACAUAUGCCUAUGACGACUUGUUGGUGACAUAAAUUCAUAUGCAAGUCGUAUUCCGAAGCUAGUCCACUAUACAAACUGUAUUUAAUGUCAUCGGCGAAUGAAGCCAUUUUAAGUUAUGUGAUCAUCAUUUGAAGAGUGCCCAUUAACAUGCAAGAAGAAAGGUUUAUUAUGUAUCAUCAAAGUAAACGACAAGAGGCAUCAAAUUCACUUUAGGUAACCUUGUCUGUUUCGAUACUCAUUUUUGUAAGUUUUAUGUAAUUUUUCAAUAUCUUUAUUUUUAGUUAAAUUUUUUACGUAUUGGCUUUCAAACGGUACAAAGUAGGUGUAUUUUAUAAUAGGUCAACAAAAGGUAUAAAAAUAACGAUGUAAUAACAGUAGACACUUAUAAAAAUUUUAAAUUAAGAUUAAAUAAUGAUUUGUAACUUAAAAAAAAAAUGAAAUUGCUCUCUGCUAAUCUUUUUACAUUUUGUGAGUUAUUGAGACAUUGUUUAUGUAAUGCCACUUUAAAUUAAAAUUUAUAUAUGAAUUUAUUACAUGUAAAAAAGUAGAUAAGUAAUUGGAGUUAAUCUGACCUACUUAUUUUUGUAUAUUUUUCUUUUCUCUUUUUUUUUUCAUAUCGCUCAGCAAUAAUGACCCAAUUACUGAGACUGUCUUAAGAACUGUCUUAAGGAUCGGAAUAAUAGAUAAAUAAUCCUUUUAUAUUGUCCAAUGUAGUUUUGAGGUAAACAAGCAAAAUCUUUCAUAUCUCCUUACAAAUAUCUCAAGCUACUGAAUUAGAUGUAAAGGUAGAUGGUACAUAAUAUUAAUGUGAUAUAUGUUAUUCUUUGCGCAAUUAUUGUAUCACAUUAGUGUGUGAUUCAUCAACAAUGUUAAAGGAAUAUACUAGUUUAUUCCUUUUUUUUUUGCAAAAUGGUGCUCCAAAAAAAUUAUAUUGUAUUCUUACUAUUAGGUUUUACGCUUUUGGUUUCCACUAUGCACUAUAUAAUUUAUUAAAGUGUAUAUCUAUAUUCUAAGAGAAUUAUAAAUGUGAUGGCAUUACGUAUGUGAUAAUAUCAGUAGUUAUAAAUUUCAUUUCAUUCAAUAUUUCCUACCCGCGAGAAAGCCAGUACUUAUAUUAUUAUUUAAACAAAUCAAAUCAUUAAACAUCAUGAGACCAUUUUUCCAUAAUUGUAUAUACGAACCACUGUCAUGGCAAUGAACUCGUUAACACUUGUGUAGUGGAUCAUGACCAACUAGUCAGACAAAAGAUAUUUUACAAGCACAAAUAUUACAAAUACCUAAUAUUUGUUAAAGUUUGUCUCAUGCAAAAAAGUAACAUAAGCCAUUAAUUCUUUUCUGUUGUACUUUAUUCAUUAUAUAUUUGAAUAAUAAGUUACCAGUGGUCUUUAUUUCCUGGACGAUCCAGUUAAUGGAUUAUGAAACAAAUUUCAUAUUAAUGCACAAUCUGUAAUAAAGUUUCAACUUUUUGGAACUAAUUUUUUGAAUUUUUUGAUCUUAAGUUUUCUAAAGAUUAUAUAAACGCUUUCCAAAGUUUAAUGGUUUGUAAUAAUAUUUUUACAUUCUGAUAUUAUUGCAACAGCUAUUAUGAAAGUAUAUAGACCUGAACCCAAUGUGAUUAAAAAAGAAAUUACAUUUUACUUUUUUUUAUUAUACGUUCUAUUGUUUUUGUUUUCUAGUAGAAUAUGUCGAGUGUUAAAGAAAUUACACCUACCUUGCUCUUAUGAACUAUUACAGACUUCCAUCUUCACAUUUAUGUGUAAAUACGUAAUUGGAUAAUGUGAUGAAAAAAAUGUAUAUACUUAAUUGAUAAAGGAAGUUCUGGUAUAUUUAGAGCAAAUUAUUGAAGCUAUAGGGCAUUUGCGUGUCUUGGUCAAAUUGUUACGCAAGGUUGUAAGUUUAACUUAUUAUGGCAAUGAAGUCUUUUUUCUUCUUUUUCUCUCCUACUAUGCGUGCAAAUAAGUUAUAAAUUGAUAUAUACAUAUCUAAUGUUAUAAUUAUAUAAUGGAAUGGAUAUUUAUUUUUUAGAUGAAUUACAAUUUCAUAUGCAAUGUACCUGAUAAAGGGUGUACUGCAAUAUCUUUGGUUAAUAUAUUUAUCCUUCAUUUCAUUUUGACUGAAGGUUGGCACAGAAUCAUUAUUUGUACUAUUUAUAUGAGCAAUAUCCUUAAUAUUGAAUUGUUGUGAUAUAUGUAUAUGCAAAAGAAAGACAAAUUUUAAAGUAUGUUGUACACAUCAUUUUUUGUGCAUAUACGCAUGUUAGCAUAAGUAAUAUGAUAAUAUUUCUACUUAUCAUUAAAAAACAAAUAAUUAACUAAUUAGUUAAUUGAUGAGGAUAGUAGGGGUAAUUUUUGUAUUUGACUGAUGUACGAAUUUCAUAUACUAUGAAAUAAUUAGAAGCAUAAGUACUUAACAUUAUCUUCUGCAAUUUAAUAUUCUGUUCUUCUUUGGAGAUGAAAGAACGAGAUGAGCACAAAUUUAGAUAUCUGUAUUUACAUCUCUUCCCGAGUAUUAUGUAUAUCUUGCAAAAUUGUAAAGCCAUAUGAUACAAUAUUUCGUUAAUAAGGACAAUAAAGUGCUUCUGUUCUAUAAGACUUUCAAGAAAUUUUAUUGGAGUUCAAGAUUAACAUGAAAAAUAAUUAAUUUAUAAAUCUAAUAUUUUAAAUGCUUCCAAUAUUUCACUAUGUACUUACUCAUACUUUUAUUUAGCAUUAAGUUAGCGUGAACAUAAGCACUAUGUAUUUGGUACAAAACAAUAACUGAUCUCACCAUAUAAUUAGCAUGCACGCAAAUGCCCUUUACAAAGAAUUUGACGUCAAUGUAUUUAUUAACAUUUAUUAAAAAAUCGUAUUAAUAUUUUUGGGUUGAAAAUCAUACAAAUAUGUUAUAUUUGACUUUGUUUUCAUGGUGAAAAUCAAAUAUGUACUUUUCCCAUUUUUUAAUAUACAAAAAUAUCUGUUA
Messenger RNA from Vespa velutina, 6693 nucleotides. RefSeq names its product macoilin-1. The coding region runs from base 499 to 2823 and encodes 774 amino acids. Gene Ontology annotation, cellular component: rough endoplasmic reticulum membrane. The transcript is spliced from 12 exons. Gene Ontology annotation, biological process: neuronal signal transduction. The record is from RefSeq and is a predicted model, not a curated record. NCBI's taxonomy places the organism in Eukaryota, Metazoa, Arthropoda, Insecta, Hymenoptera, Vespidae.